This is a messenger RNA of Mus caroli (Ryukyu mouse), 2685 nucleotides long. It is a transcript of the gene Slc25a34, whose product is annotated as solute carrier family 25 member 34. The record is from RefSeq and is a predicted model, not a curated record. NCBI's taxonomy places the organism in Eukaryota, Metazoa, Chordata, Mammalia, Rodentia, Muridae.
CUGAUGAACAGCAGGUGGAGUUCCAAGACAACCAGGGGCCACCAGCCAGUGGUAGGAUCUCUGCCCUCUAGACAUGGCACUGGCCCCCUUUGAUCCCCAGCCCUGUGGCCAUGCAGAGGUACAGACUGCCUAGAGACUACCAUCUAUAGCCUGUGCCAUGAAGCCGACUCGGGCACAGAUGGCUCCUGCCAUGGAUUCGAGGGAGAUGGUGUCCCCGGCUGUGGACCUGGUGCUGGGUGCCUCAGCCUGCUGCCUGGCCUGUGUAUUCACCAACCCCCUGGAAGUGGUAAAGACCCGUCUACAACUGCAGGGGGAACUGCAGGCCCCAGGCACCUACCCACGGCCCUACCGGGGCUUUGUGUCUUCUGUUGCAGCCGUGGCCCGGGCAGAUGGGCUGUGGGGCCUGCAGAAGGGGCUGGCUGCUGGCCUUCUCUACCAGGGCCUCAUGAAUGGUGUCCGUUUCUACUGCUAUAGCCUGGCAUGCCAGGCUGGCCUCACCCAACAACCAGGAGGCACUGUGAUCGCAGGCGCUGCGGCUGGGGCAUUGGGGGCCUUCGUGGGGAGUCCUGCUUACCUGGUCAAGACACAGCUACAGGCCCAGACAGUGGCUACUAUGGCUGUGGGGCAUCAGCACCAGCAUCAGGGUGUCCUGAGUGCGCUGGAGACCAUCUGGCGCCAACAGGGCAUGCUGGGGCUGUGGCGGGGUGUGGGUGGGGCCGUGCCCCGAGUCACAGUAGGUUCAGCUGCCCAGCUGGCCACCUUUACCUCUGCCAAGGCAUGGGUACAGGAUCGACAGUGGUUUUUGGAGGACAGCUGGCUGGUGACCCUGGCCGGCGGCAUGAUCAGCAGUAUAGCUGUGGUUACAGUCAUGACACCCCUGGACGUCGUCAGCACGCGGCUGUACAAUCAGCCAGUGGACAGAGCUGGCAGGGGCCAGCUGUAUGGGGGCCUCGCUGAUUGCCUGGUGAAGACCUGUCAACAGGAGGGACCCCUGGCGCUCUACAAAGGCCUAGGCCCUGCCUAUCUGCGCUUGGGUCCCCACACCAUCCUUAGCAUGUUCUUCUGGGAUGAGCUUCGGAAACUGGCCACGAGGGCCCAGCACCAGGGCACCUAGACUCAACUCUCAUCCCACCACCAAGCCUGCCAUCUGGUGGAAGACUGGCUGCCCAGAGCUAGCUUGAGUCAGGCCCUGCCACAAGCCAGGGGGAGAGGGCAAGGAACGAUGGACAACUGGGAUCUAUUGAGCCCCAGGACCAGUGUGCCCCAUGUCACCACCUCUUUAUUUCCCUUCUCUCCCCUGGGUUACCAUGCCUUAGCUCAUGGCCACAGCAAUGCCUACAUAUAAAGAUUCCCAUUAGGGGAGCCACUCAGCUACACUGGCUCCUCAGUCCUCCACCCACUGUGUGGCCACAUGAGCCUCUCUCAGCAUGGGGAAACUGAGGCUGAGGGGAGCCAUGUCUCUGUGGAGCCACAUAUGUUUGCCAUGACAGAGCCAGGACUGGAGUUCAACUCUGCCUACCCCCAUACAAUGCUCUCAAGGAAGACACGGCUACAUCAGGACUACUGGGCUUCGUGUCCCUCAGAGGCCACUGCAUGUGAGACCCUUGUGCCACCAGGGAGUCCUUGGUGUUCCCAGAGUCUAGUUGGCCAAAGCUAGUUAUCAGACCAAGUUAUGAAGCCGCCUCAAUGGCUUAGCAAAACAAACAAACAAACAACCCUGUUUUCCUACCUUCUGAAGCUGGAAGCGCAGGAAGGUAUUGGUGGUGUUGGCGACUCUCUUUACUUUUAUUUCAGUUAUCUGUGGUGCUGUGGUAGAGCCAGGGCCUGGGCAUACUGGUCACCUUAUCUGUCCGUGGUCCACACCACAGCCCAAGGCUGACUUCUCCUGAGACCUCCUUCCUUGACUUUAAAAUGAGCAGCUUCCUUCCGUCUUCUCUGAAUCUGAGUCAAAUCGGCUUUCCUCAGGCUGGGGACAUAGAUCAGUCGGCAGACUGCCCACCCACUGCUCACGAGGCCCCCCCGGAUCCAAAUGAACUGGGCAUGAUGGCACCUGCCUGUAUUCUCAGCCCUGGGAAGGCAGAGGCAGGAGGACCUGGAGUUCAGAGUCAUCCUCGGCUCCAUAGCAAGUCUGAGGUCAGCCUGGAUUCCAUGAGAGCCAGAGAGGAGAGAGAGGGAGAGGAGGGGAGAAGGGGGUUGAGGAGGGAGGAAAGGGAGGAGGAGGAGGAGGAGGAGGAGGAGGACAGGGAGAUGGAGACCCAGUUCUGUUGAAUAGGACCCACACAGGGACUGCAUAUUACCGAGGGAGCUACCACGGCCUCCCUCUACAGUCCCUGAGGGGCUGGAUUAGGGCGUCAGCAGCAGUCUUGGAGCGGUUGAGUCCAGGCUUCCUGUUUGUGUACGUCCCAGGGGAGCUCAGGCCUAGGGAAGAGGGUGCCUGACCAUGUGGGUCACGGAGCAGAGCCACUGCAGGGCCAACGACACACUCCGAGCCCUCUCUCCAGACUGCAGGCACGCCCCACCACAGGGACAGGUGUGUAAGGCACCCAGUGGCCUUUCUCCUAUAAAAGUGGACACCCGCUCUUGGCCAGGUAGCCUCAACCACCUUCCCCAACCACUUCCCAAAUGAGAAAAAUUACUCCAGAUGAACACUCCUGAACACUCCAAUAAAGUUUUAUAUUUUGUGAA